Mesorhabditis spiculigera is the source of this 900-nucleotide messenger RNA. The record is from the annotation of a GenBank genome assembly. NCBI's taxonomy places the organism in Eukaryota, Metazoa, Nematoda, Chromadorea, Rhabditida, Rhabditidae.
AUGGGCAUCGCCGACGAGCUGCCGGGGGUCGUCAAGGAUUCGGCGCUUGUGCACAAGGAGAGGGGCAACGAAUAUUUCCGCAAGCACCACUACCACAACGCCAUCGUCGAGUACACCACGUCGCUCGAGAUCAGGCCCGAUAAGCUGGUUUUUGGAAAUCGCGCCCAGUCGUACAUCAACCUGAAAAAGUGGAGCGAGGCGUUGAUGGAUUGUAAUCGCGCGCUGCAGCUUGAUGACAAGCUCACCAAGGCGCUAUAUCGACGAGCCAUCGCCCUGGACGCGCUCGGGCUUCACCAGAUGGCGGUGGCGGAUUUGGACCGUCUAAUCGGGAUCACCAACGACCCAGCAGCGCACGCGAUGAAGGAGAAGAUUGGGAACAAGCAAAACGUCCCUCAAGUAAUCCUGCCAGAGGUCAGCAAGGGGGAAGAAUUCGGCGGUGCGGACGAGCCGUGGGUGGAAUGCGAAAUUAAGCGGGUUGGUGAGGUGGCGAGUACGAGCGAAGCACCGGCUACAGCUACGUCCGUUCCGGUUGAGCCUGCGCAACCUGAAUCGCUGUCCCGGCCUACUGUAUUCGCCGAUUUUGAGACGGCCUACUCCAAGCUUCGCGCAUGGCCCGAGGAUUUUGCAGAGUAUUGCUUGAGCGUGCCCAUCAGCAAAAUUCGUUUCCUGUUCGAUGGGCUCUUCGAGACGCGACAUCUGCAGCUCUUUUUGGGAGGGUUGAAAAAGCUGGAUUUAACUUCGCGAACUGAUCAGCUACAAGCGUUUCUGGGUGUCCUGUCUCGAGUUGACGGUAUCCCGAUGGCCGUGUUGCUUUUGGAGGACGAGGAGCAGGAAUACUUGAGCGAUCUUCUGAAGCCGCUCGACGCGGGCCACCCGGAUGUCAGGGAAUCUUUCGGGAUG